Molecule: messenger RNA, 959 nt
Organism: Cynoglossus semilaevis (tongue sole)
Lineage: Eukaryota; Metazoa; Chordata; Actinopteri; Pleuronectiformes; Cynoglossidae
Product: PHD finger protein 19-like
Exons: 3
Coding region: 1-486 (161 amino acids)
Source: RefSeq, a predicted model, not a curated record
AUGGCCAACAUCUUUGAUUUUACUCUCGAUGAACUGCAGAGCCUGAAGAGUUCUUCCAGUAGAACAGUCAGCAUUGAUCAGGACUCCACUGAUGCCUCCACUUCCAGUUCUGCUACAACUAGCGCCUCCUACCACUUUAGGAAGAGGGUGGGCAGCAGGAAGAGGAAGUUACCUAGCAACAGCUUCAACCAAUGGGCCAAUCACAGUGAAGCCGGGGAGGAACUCGGAGGGGAGGAGCUUUCUGGAAUCCUGGAGGAUAAAGAAGCUACAAACCAUGCUCAACUGCCAACAGACUCCUCCCACUUCCUUUCAGACUCCUCCCAGCUCCAAUCUGACUCCUCCCACCUCCAUUCCUCCAUCACUUCGUAUUUCGGAGUGGCUGGCAGACUGACCAACGGCGAAAAGUAUCAGGUGUUAGCGCGGCGUAUCACUCCUCAAGGUACAGUCCAGUACCUGCUGGAAUGGGAGGGGACAACACCAUAUUAGGUCAUUGGCAGAGAAACAAGGUUUGGGAUUUACUGUGAAGCUUUGAUUCCUCUCCCUCCACUCAGUCCAAUCACAUACAACUGGUUGGUAAAGUUCUUAGGUACCAAAUACCUAAUGUAGUACUGUAUACCCAGGACAGCCUCACCUGACUGAGCGCUUAUUUCUGAAGUCACUCAUUUCAUGAAGGGUUAGAUUUUUAACCAGGGUUUGAAGAUCCAAGGUCUUCUUUUACAAAUUUUUUUUAAGAGAACUGUUCAUCAUGUUCUGUCAGCUAUUUAACUGUUCUACAUUCUUAUUAUGGUCCUUUUAAAUCCGUUACGUGCGAUGGCUUUUACAGUAAAGCCUAGUAGCUGGUGUACACCAGGGGUGUCAAACUUAUUUUGGUUCAGGGGCCAUUACAUGUCAAGAGAGCCAGACCAGUACAAUCAAACAUAAACCAAUAAGUUGAUGUUUGUCCCCUUUGUUUACAUGCA